Sinocyclocheilus anshuiensis is the source of this 3840-nucleotide messenger RNA. RefSeq names its product putative RNA-binding protein 15. The transcript is spliced from 2 exons. Gene Ontology annotation, molecular function: RNA binding. The record is from RefSeq and is a predicted model, not a curated record. Lineage: Eukaryota; Metazoa; Chordata; Actinopteri; Cypriniformes; Cyprinidae. Bases 1 to 2280 code for a protein of 759 amino acids.
AUGGAUUCCAAGAAUAGCAAAGAGGCAGCCGCGCGCACCAACUCGCGCGGAGAGUCGCGCGCCCCGCUUCCCACAAACGAAAGUGAGUACAAAACUUUAAAAAUCAGCGAGCUCGGCUCCCAGCUGAGCGACGAGGAAAUCGAGGACGGCCUCUUUCACGAAUUCAAAAAAUUUGGCGACGUGAGUGUUAAAAUCAGCCGAGUCAACGACGAGAGAAUCGCAUUCGUCAACUUUAGGAGACCGGAUGAUGCGAGAGCGGCAAAGCACGCGCGAGGCCGGCUGGUGCUCUACGACCGUCCUUUGAAAAUUGAGGCAGUCUACUUGAAUAGGAGGAGGAGUCGAUCUCCCGUAGAUAAGGACCAUUUCUCUGUUGUAGCAGGCCAUAGACAUUUGCAUACCCAGAGGCCGCUCUCUCCAACCGGUCUGGGUUACAGAGACUACCGGUUACAGCAGUUAGCGCUGGGUCGGCUCCCUCCUCCCCCACCCCCGCCUUUACCGAGAGAGCUUGAAAGAGAGAGAGAAUUUGCCUUUUACGAAGCCAGGGCGCGGCCCGCGUACAUCGCGGAGCGGGCCGCUCCUUUCCGCGAGGAGGACUUUAUCUCUCCAGAGGACGACCAGAGAGCCAACCGCACACUAUUUCUGGGUAAUUUGGAUAUUACUGUGACUGAAAAUGAUUUGAGGAGAGCUUUUGAACGAUUUGGGACCAUCACAGAGGUGGACAUUAAAAGACCAAGUCGGGGCCAGAGCAGCACCUAUGGCUUUCUUAAAUUUGAAAACUUGGACAUGGCCCAUAGAGCAAAAAUUAGCAUGUCUGGGAAAGUUGUGGGCCGAAACCCCAUAAAGAUUGGCUAUGGCAAAGCCACCCCCACCACACGCUUAUGGGUGGGUGGUCUUGGACCUUGGGUGCCUCUGACUGCGUUAGCCAGGGAAUUUGACCGCUUCGGCACUAUCAGGACUAUAGACUACAGAAAAGGGGACACGUGGGCUUAUAUUCAGUAUGAAAGCCUGGAUGCCGCUCAGGCAGCCUGCACACACAUGCGUGGAUUUCCCCUCGGGGGUCCCGACAGGAGGCUGAGGGUGGACUUUGCUGACACGGAGCACCGCUACCAGCAGCAGUUCUUGCAGCCCCUCCCUUUGCAACACUAUGAAAUCGUGGCUGAGUCUUUUGUCCAUCGCGCCACCCCUGAGGCCAUCAGGGUCCGAGAACGAACUCCCCCACCACUGCACUUCAGAGAACGAGAACUGUAUGCUGGGGCUGAAUGGCCUGUGCCUGCCAUUCGUGAACGUGUACGAACGCCUGCAUUUGAGCCCCUCGAACACUUGGAGCACGAGCGACGGCGAGAGGCGUGGUCACUGGAGCGGGAGCUGCCAGGCAGGGAUGCAGCACGCAAGCGACGGCUCAUGGAGGAUGGGAGACAUCUGGAGUGUUCACCUGACAGCAGCAGCGAGUGGGCGGCCCGACGUCGCAGACCGCCAUCCCUUGAGGGCAGCCCAGGAGGGAGCAGUCGAGAUGGACGAUUCAGUGACUCUGAGCGGCCAGCGAGAGCAGACCGUGUGUCCCCUGCACGAGAGAGCCACAGCAGCCUGGACAGAGCCCCUGGUGAAAAGCGCAUCAAAAGCAGUAGCACUCUCUCAGAGUCUAGUGUCGGCGCGAGUCCUGCGGAGAGAAAGCGCAAAGCGGGCGAUUCAGCCAAAGGUGCCUCCAAGAGAGACCGAUCUGAGAGCAGCUCCAAAAGCAGCCAGGCUUCAAAGCAGGAUGCAGGGGGGAAGCUGAGCAUGGCCUGGAAUGGCAUGCUGCUCCUAAAAAACAGUAAUUUCCCAGCCAGCAUGCACCUUCUGGAGGGGGACCUGAGCAUUGCCAACAGUCUCCUCAUCGACGGCAGCACGGGCGGUAAAGUCACACAACUACGCAUCACACAACGCCUUCGCCUUGACCAGCCCAAGAUCGAUGAAGUAUCUCGGCGCAUCAAAGUUGCAGGCCCAGGCGGGUAUGCGGUUCUACUGGCGGUUCCGGGCAGCUCCGAGGAGACUUCGUCUUCGGACCCAGCAGCAUCGACGCAGAGGCCCCUGCGCAACUUAGUUUCGUACCUGAAGCAAAAGCAGGCUGCCGGGGUCAUCAGUUUACCCGUCGGGGGCAGUAGAGAUAAGGACAACACUGGGGUCCUGCAUGCAUUUCCACCAUGUGAUUUCUCUCAGCAGUUCUUAGAUUCUUCUGCGAAAGCUCUUGCCAAAACGGAAGAGGACUUCCUGGUCAUGAUCAUUGUGCGAGGAGCAUCUUAACAAUCAUAAUACACACAAAGAGUUGUUAAAUGCAAGCUUCACUUAAUGUCUCUUAAUUGCAUGCUCUCUAAAGCAGACGUGGUACUAGAGUAAUGAGCAAAUGUUAUUACCUGCUCUGCCAAACGUACAAAAAAAAAAAAAAACAUGAAAAAGCCCCAUUCGUAUAGCAAAGUCUAGCUCUAUAGCAAUAUAUUUGUUUUCAUUUGCAAUUUAUUCAGUGGUCUAGUUUGUGAUAAGUUGUACCCUGCUUAAAAGAUUGAAUGAUGUUGGGAAUAUUAGAAUAGGAAUUUAAUUUGCUGUUGGUCAUUAAAUGCUGUCUAGUUCCAACACUUCCUAUCAACAUGUAUUUCAGGCAGAUUCCAGACAGUCAUCCCUGUACGAAAUCUUUUUUGUGAAUGUUCAUUCAUGUUCAUGAUUAUCAAUUAAUCUGAUUUAAUGGGAACCUGGUUUAUGUGUCUUGAUGCUUUGAACAAUCAUUCACUAAUGGGGAGUGUAAUAUAGGUAUAUAGUUCUGUAGGUCACUAAAACAGGCAGAAUAUUUUGCUCCGUGAACUGCAUGUUGAUGCUAGUGUUGUACAGUAAGCCGUUGCAGAGGUUUAAUAUAUGUAGCCAAAAAAAUUUCAUCAGUGUUAUAUCGAUUGAUACAGGCUGAAUUUUAACACCCCUUUAUCACAUAAAAAAAUAAUUUGUGAACCUAUUUUGAUUAUAAACUUAGAUAUUUGUAAGCCCUCCUUAGACCAAAGCAUAACAUCAAGCAUUCAGUUUGUGUUUAAAGAAGAAAAAGUUGUUCUGACAUACUGUUUUCAUGUUUUUGGGUUACAUUUGAAAGGUUUUGAAUGAAGCAUAAUUCUGUUUUCAAAAUGGGCAAGUGUGAAAUGUCUGAGUUUAAAUUAUGAUGGGUCUCAAAUAAUUAAUUUGAUUAAUUAACAGUGGUUUUAAUUCAUUUUUCCCCCAUAGGACUGUCAUAAUUUCCCAGGUAAAACCUAUUUACAGUGAUAUUGUUAAUGAUAUUCUUAUGAAGGUCUCUUUAUAAAGAUAAAGACAAAAAAGGUGCAUUUGCUAUAAAAACUGACUUUUCAGAUCAUCAAUGUAAAGUGAUGUAGCCUAUAAUGUGAUAUUGUCAUAAUCAUCCAUAAUUUGCUAGAUAUGCCAUGUGAAUAGCACUAAGAAAUUAAGGUGUAUGGGUAAUUUAAAGAAAUCAAGCCCACAUAUUUGUACAAAAAACUUGACUUGAUGCCCUAACGAUUUAGUUCUUGUGCAGCUGUAAGACAGUCCUACGUUUUAUUUCAUUGACACUUUUAGUUGACAAUAUAGACAUACAUUUAAGUAUGUUUUUAGUUGAACAGCCAUUUAUGUUUGAAAUAUUACACAAUGUUGUGGUUCUUAGGUGUGUCAUUGUUUGAAUGGUUUUAAAAUGACAGUCCACAAUUUUCUCUAAAAUCCUGAAGAAGUAGAAAUUUGUGUUCUUAGUCUGUUUAGCUAAUUGCAGUGUACUGAUCUGAUGCAUAACUAACAUCUUUUCAUGUAUGACUUUUCACACUAAAUUGUGUUUUAAAAGUU